Molecule: messenger RNA, 2166 nt
Organism: Gregarina niphandrodes
Lineage: Eukaryota; Apicomplexa; Conoidasida; Eugregarinorida; Gregarinidae
Exons: 1
Coding region: 1-2166 (721 amino acids)
Source: RefSeq, a predicted model, not a curated record
AUGAGUCGAAUGUCGGAUGGGUCUAAGUUGCGGGCUCUGGAGGAACAGUUGAAGAAAAUGCAGGCUAAGCUAGAUGCCUCAGAGGCGGGGCGAAUGCGGGAGAAGGAGGCAAGGGAAGCGGCCGAAGCAGCACUGCGGAUGGCUACGAAUAUUGCAGAGACACCGGGUGCUAUCGUUCGAAGCCCGAAGAGCGGCCAGAACGAGGUCGAAGGCUUCCGGAUGGCAUUUGACCGCGCGUUCUCCGACCAAAGCGGCUUGUGCCCUGAAGCAUUCUGGAGCAGAAUACGGUUAUUCGUAGCCAAUUACACACCGACUGUUUACAGGAGCCCGGUUUGCAGUGUGGUGCAGUCGAGUGGAUGCGGGAAGUCCCGAUUGAUUAAGGAGACUGCCGUGCGCGUGCACCCACUUGUUUACGUCUCCCUGCAAACGAAUAGCGGCUACCCUCGAGGUCUUGAACCGAUCGUUCAGACCUUUACCUCCCUCAACACCGUUGCGGGAGCGUUUGCAGCCGUGGGACAUCUUCUCCGGUAUAGUAAGGCUGCAUGGGACGUGUCGGGUGGUCAACAAAUCAACUACUGGAGUGAUUUCAUGGAAAUGCCGAACCACGAUCUCUGGAGUUCUGUUGCUGAGACCGUAGUGGGGAAGACCGAGGAGGAUUUGAAGGCUGAAGCGAUGGAGCAGGCGAAAGAAUUAUCUCUAUCAUUCAACGGACCAGUGCUCAUCGUUUUUGAUGAGGCCCAGACGUUGUUGAUGGAAGGGCAAGAUGCCUUAUUGUGCCGCAGCCCAUUCCGACUGCUCCGACAAGUUGCCAGAGAACUGUUCGUUCCAACCCAUCAAGAGGUCGUUUUGCUUUUUACAAGCACCUACUCCAGGGUCCAGAACUUUGCUCCACUGAUGCACUAUGAUUCUGCCCGUGCUGCAUCCGUAGGCGCUUUGCAGUUCGAGCCAAUCAUCGAUGUGGGGCCAUGGUACGGUCCUUCGACGUUGCCGAGCUUGGCACAAUCCUGCACGCUGGAGUACGUCUGUCAGUGGGGUCGGCCUCUGUGGCGAAGCACGCUAGAGGGUUCUGCCACUCCGCGAGACGUUCUUCAGCUGGCCAUGACUAAAUUGGGGGGUGGCAGCCGCCAAGAUAGGACCUUGGCUCUCUUGGGCAUUUUGUUAAAGGUUCCGUUCACCCCGGGUCUGCGUCUUCCUGAAACCAUGGUGAAGUUGUUCAUGGCGAUAGUCAGGCAUGUGGCGGAGGACCGCGAAACCGUGAUUGUGGACUACUUGAUGGAGCCGAUACUAUCCCUUGCCGCAUUCAACUUGAUUAGAGGCUAUGGGAAGGACUGGCCGACCGUUUUACGUUCGCGGUGGCUGACAGGCGCAUUCAUGAAGGGCUCUGCCGGCGAAUGCGUCGCUCAGAUGAGGUGCUUGGGAUCAAUCCUUGUUCAUACGGGCUCCGAGGCUGUCCCCUUGCUGUCGGUUCAAAGUUUCCUGGAGAGGCUUCUCGGCGGUCCUUUGCCUUCUGAGCGUGAUGGUCAGGUCGGUUUCACGGCGUUCUCUAGGAUCGACUGUGACGUGACCCCGGACAUUGUGGCCAGCAUGUUUGCCGCACGCCUUGCUAUCACUGCGAAGCAGAACGAGCCUGGAGUGGACCUGUACAUUCCAGUUUUGGAGAGCAGCAAAGAGAUCCAUCCAGAGAACAUGAGUGUGAUUGCCAUUCAGGUGAAGAACUGGUUAAAGCCGUUGACCGGGGGUCUUAAGAAGGAGAUCGGGCUUAGCAUUCGGGCACGCUGCAGAGAUUUAGGGCUCAGGGUCACGGCGGCCGUGGUGCUUGAGACGGUCAGCGGAGGUCUAGAAAAAGUGAACGAUUGUUUGUUUGGCGGACUCGUACAGGACUUUCCGUGGCCUGACGGGCAAUUAGAAGGUCAGCACGAGUUGCAAGUUUUGUUGAACGGCUAUGCGGACUUCUCCUCCUUUCGCAAAGACCCAACACUCUGUCCGGAUCCAAAUCUGAGCGAGAAAAUGUAUUGCGUGGCUGAACAGUGGUACGAAACGACACAGCAGCGGGCGACUCAAUCGACUGAGGUUCUGCCGGCGACAGUUCCUUGCGGACCGCACCGUAAGCGAGGACGUUUGCGCCCACUAGAUCACCACGCCCACAGCAAGCGGCGAUUACAAUAG